This is a messenger RNA of Galdieria sulphuraria, 1300 nucleotides long. Its product is annotated as mitochondrial carrier (BOU / S-adenosylmethionine carrier). Bases 60 to 1091 code for a protein of 343 amino acids. The record is from RefSeq and is a predicted model, not a curated record. Gene Ontology annotation, molecular function: ferrous iron transmembrane transporter activity. Gene Ontology annotation, biological process: iron import into the mitochondrion. The transcript has 5 exons. NCBI's taxonomy places the organism in Eukaryota, Rhodophyta, Bangiophyceae, Galdieriales, Galdieriaceae. Gene Ontology annotation, cellular component: mitochondrial membrane.
AAACGAAUUGAUUUUUGUCAGUGUUUACACGACUAGAAGAAUUUUCUCCUUUGCUUUUCAUGACAGCGUACGAAAAUGACCAAAAUGUCUCAAAAAGACGUCGUGAAACUAGUGCUCUGGAACCUGAAGACGACGAAGAUUUGACGGCUUGGGAACAUAUGACUGCUGGAGCUGCGGCAGGAAUGGCAGAGCAUAGCGUCAUGUAUCCAGUUGAUACUAUCAAAACUCGAAUGCAGUCAUAUAUGUCUGCCUUGGAUAUGAAACAAUCCAUUUUCAGGGCAGUUCAUUCCAUUAUCUUACAUGAAGGUGUUUCACGCUUGUGGAGAGGAGUAAGUGCGGUGUUAAUAAGCGCUGGUCCUGCACACGCCGUUUACUUUGCAACAUAUGAAGCGGCAAAAGAAGCUUUUGGUGGAAACAAAAACAGUCAACACCAUCCUCUCGCUACUUCUGCUGCAGGAGGUUUGGCUACGAUUGUAGCAGAUGGAAUGAUGGCGCCUUUUGAUGUGGUGAAGCAACGAAUGCAGUUAAAGUCGAGUUGUUAUUCGAAUAUUUUUCACUGUAUUUCUACGGUGUAUAGGCAACAUGGGACCUCUGCAUUUUUUGUUGGUUACAAAACGACGUUAAUUAUGAAUGUUCCUUUUACAGCUAUACAUUUCACAGUUUAUGAAAGCUGUAAAAAAGUUAUUCAUAAAUGGAGAAAUAUUGCUUCAGAUGAGCUAUCAGUAACAAGUCAGCUCUUGGCAGGUGCCAUGGCAGGUGCAUGUGCCAGUGCAGUUACCAAUCCGUUCGAUGUGGUUCGUACAAGACUGCAGACUCAAGGCGAGAGAGGAGCUAGAAGAUACAAAAACAUGACUUCUGCGAUGAAAAGUAUUUAUUAUGAAGAAGGAAUUCGAGGGUUUUUGCACGGCAUACGACCUCGUAUCUUAUUUCAUAUGGUAAGUAGGAAUUGUAUUAGUUUCAAGAGUUUCCAAGUCAAUUUGAUAAAGCCUGCUGCUGCAAUCUGCUUCACCGUGUAUGCCACAUGUAAGCAUGUGCUUUAUUCAGGAAAGACUUCGAAGCAACUGCAAACUGAAGAAGACCAUAUUUUGUAAAGAGAAAUUUUGGUGUUGGGUCGGUUUCUGAGUAGUGAUGUUGUCCAUGUUUGUCCACUUUUAGGUUCGAAACUUGCGUGUGUUUUGGGACAAGAGGCAAACAUUUACGCAAUCAGAGAUAUCUUUACUUUUCUUGGUUUAGGUAUUGAAAUAGGUGCUGUCAUUUAGCUGUAAAGAUAAGUAAAAAAUGAGCAGAUUGGAAUUUCCUA